UUGAACGAACAUGAAGCCUUCGAGCCAAAGACUCCCGUCAGUGCUUCACAUCAGCCUGGGCCAAUUGACACAAUGUCCAUCGUCUCAUUAGCAAGCGAUGACUCACUGUCUGUUCUCAACGAAGAAGAACUACACCGUCUCGCCGCCGAGCUCGGCUUCGCCAUAUCUGACCCUCACGAUGCGCAGUCUUAUCUUCUCUUACUCAAGUCUUUCGAGGCCGUCAUGCUUCAAGUAGACACCGGGGAUGACUAUGUCCAUCCUGCUCUGUCCCCCGUGCCUACCACGAAACCUAGAUCAUUCUGGAAGCCGGAUGCCAAAAACAAUCCCUUGAACGCCUGGAGCCACCGUUGCGAUAUCGCAGCCGCCCAGCCGACCAACAAUGUGUGCGUCGGCGGCCUGCCCACCACGCUGGGCACGCAUCCCGAAAUCCUGUCCAGGGACGGUCCUCUUCCUCUCUCGCCUAUUGACGCAACCGUCGUGUCGCGCUUGCUUCACGCGGGUGCCCUGAUCAAGGGCUCCUCAACAUGCGAAAACUUCUGCGCUUCCCCCUUGGCGUGUACAUCGGUCACCGGACCGGUGCAUCACCCGCUGCUGCACGGGUACACAACCGGCGGCAGCAGCAGCGGCUCAUGCGCCCUCGUCUCCUCAGACGCUCUGCACCGGUCAGGAAAGGGCGCCUUCGGGGAGACGGCAGAGCUGGCGAUUGGUGGCGACCAGGCGGGCUCUAUCCGCAUCCCGGCAUGCUACACGGGCAUCUACGGGCUGAAGCCAACGUUUGGGUUGGUUCCGUACACAGGUGCUGCUUCCAUGACGCCAAUGAUUGAUCAUUUAGGGCCAAUUGCGUCAAGUAUAGAAGAUAUCGCUAUGCUACUAAAAGUCAUGGCUGGAUGGGAUGGCAUCGAUCCCCGGAUGACACCCGAGACGCCUCUCGUGGCCAAUGUCAAGGACUAUCCCGCCCUGGUCGACGAGUACCGCCAGACAACUUCCGAACCUGGACAACCUGUCUUGAGGAUAGGAUUACUGAACGAGUCUUUCGGCGUGACGGGUCUGUCGCAGCAAGUGUGCGAGCUAGUGCGCAAGGUAGCGAAAGAAGGCUUUGAAGCCGCCGGAGCUACGGUCGUCGACAUUUCGGUCCCCAUGCAUUCCGAGGGCCCCAUCAUCUGGACGGCUGCCACCCGUCCAUCCAUGGCUUUGGGUCUCCUACAUGGGAAACCAUCAGGCCACCUAUCAUACCUAUCACCUCACACCAAGACACAAUGGCGUUCGAGCCAGGACGCUUACCAGCUUCUAACCCAGUCCAAUCCCGCCGUUGUCAACAUUCUCCUCAGCCAGGUCUUCGACAAAUCCCACUUGGACGCCUCCAUCGAAGCCAAAGCCCACCGGAAAGUCUUCGAGUUGCGCGCCGCCUACGACGUGGCCCUCGCGCAGGUCGACGUGUUGGUCACGCCAUGCGCGCCGACCGUCUCCAUGCCUCAUCCCGACCCAGGUGCGUCGAUAAUGGAGAGGCUAAAACCUGCCAUCGGAUUAACAAGCAACACAUGCCCUUUUAAUAUUACGGGACAUCCGGCGAUGAGCGUACCGUGUGGAGAGUUGCCGCUGACGGAGAGGCCUCAUGUGAAGAUGCCCGUGGGAAUGCAGGUCAUUGGUAGGAGGUGGGAGGAUGAGACAGUAAUGAGAGCGGCGAUAGGACAGAAGAGGCUUGCGCGUGCUCAAGGCUGAGCUUCUGUAGGACAUAAACGAAAACUUUGUACCGGACUAUGC
This is a messenger RNA of Colletotrichum navitas, 1761 nucleotides long. Its product is annotated as amidase. NCBI's taxonomy places the organism in Eukaryota, Fungi, Ascomycota, Sordariomycetes, Glomerellales, Glomerellaceae. Gene Ontology annotation, molecular function: catalytic activity. The transcript is spliced from 4 exons. The coding region runs from base 73 to 1719 and encodes 548 amino acids. The record is from RefSeq and is a predicted model, not a curated record.